GUUUGUAGUGAUGGAGACUUCCCUGGGGAUGAAGACAUCCCUCGGAUUGCAACCACUAAGCCAAACAUUUUGUCUACCACAAACCCCAGAAAUCCCCAAGUCUUGUAGUGGCAGCAAUAUCCAGAUACUUGACAGCAACCCACCACCCGAGCUUGGGGACAUUUCAAUGGCAGCUCCGGUCCACAGUCCUAGUAUUUACCUGGCACUGCCUCCAGCUCCAAGCCAGGAACAGAAAGGGAAUAGGAAUUUGGAGGACAUGAAAACCGUGCUUUCAAAGCCUCUGGAUGCUUACCAGAUCCCAACAGAAAACCAAGAGCCUCCACUGCUCCCUUUAGAAAUCCCCGACAUUCCCCAGCUCCUGGCCUGCUUUGAUCCCCUUGGCCAGGAGGAGCAGCCUGGUUGGGAAAACGCUGGUCUGGGAAAGAACAGCCUGAGUCUUAAGGACCAAGGGACACUUGAAAAUGGGACUGAAUCCAAUGAUGGCUUUGCAGACAUCGCCACACUGGUGGAGGAUAUUCAGCUUCCAGUGGUCCUAAAUUCCUUGGAUGAACUUGAUCAAUCCAAAGGUUCCAAGGUGAUCCAAACCAAAGAUACCAGAGCCAUCAAUUUGAACGAGGUGCAGAAAACAAGUGUCAUUAAUGCUCCCUCUGAUCAAGACAGGAAGAACAAACAUAAAGCCUCUGAGCUGAUCAGUGGUGCUCCCAUAGUCAAAAUCCAGCCUGAGAAUCCAGAUGGCAUGUUGGUGGGAGAAGUGGCUGUUUCCAAUGCUGCAGCCAGUGACAGGGCUCCUGAAAACAGGGCCAAGAAUUCUAACAAACUUCAGAAAGCUGCCCCCAGCAGGACCAGCAAAACCAAGAGCCAUGGGCAAGAAAAGGCCAAAAGAACCAGAGAAAACAACCCCAAGAAAACUGGAGAGAGUAAGCAGUCAGGGAACAAAGUCAAGGCAGAGGAGAAGCCAAACAUUCCAAAGAUGAAGCGGAAGAAAUACCACCCUGAGCUGACCCAAGAGACCUUCAAAAAGCCCCGGAGCUCCCUGGGUAUGCAUAUGCUGGAGUCUGUGCAGGUUUUUCAUGCCCUGGGGAAGAAGAGUGAUAAGAAAACUGAACUCUCUUCCUCCCGGGCCCUGGGACACUCAAGCAACCCCAAAGGCCCCCAGCCAUCCCUAGCUAUCAGACAAUGGCUGGAUACCCCCCGUGAGGGCAAAGGUCCUGAGAAAGCUCCAGUCAAACGCCAGAAACCAGAUGGCAGUGCUGAAAAGGAGUGUUCAUCUCCAUCUGAGUACGAGCUGCCACCGCCUGGGAAGGUCAAGUUGGUUCCUUUGAUUUUUCCAACUUUGGACAAGCCCCAAGCUCGACCUGUUCCUCGCAGGCCACUGUCUCUGGCAUCACGUCGGCCCGCUGGGGCUAACUGUGCCCAGCCUGGUUCUAAGUCAGCUCAACCUACUGCAGUCAAUUCAUCCCAGCCAACAUCUGCAUCUAUGAUGGGUCCUGCCAGACCAGCUCUGCCAAUUUCAACCAAUCCUGAUCAGCCUGGUUCUAACUCAGCUCAAUAUGCUGCAGUCAAUUCAUCCCAGCCAACCCCAGCAUCUAUGAGAGGUCCUGCCAGACCAGCUCAGCCAGUUUGGAUGAACCCAGUCCAACCAGAUUUGACCAACCCUGUUGAGCCUGGUUCUAAUUCAGCUCAACUUACUGCAGUGAAUUCAUCCCAGCCAACUCCUGCAUCUUUGACAGGUCCUGCUAAACCUAUUUCAACCAAUGCAGUCCGACCAGGUUGGACCAACCCUACCCAGCCUAGUGUCCCUCCGUGUGAUGCUUCUAGACCUGUGCCCUACAAAACAUCAACUUGCACUUCUUUCCAGCGGGAGCCGGUUCGCACUACGGUGAACAAGCCCUGGACCCCACCCAAACCUCAAAACCAAUGGCUUCUCCAGGAUUUUGCCUGUCAGAGAAUUCCAUGGAGGAAACCUGAUAUUUCUGGGCCAGUAAUGUCAACGCCCAUCACAAAGGAGCAGAGGCCAGAGAGGGAGGCUAUGAAGAGGAAAGCUCAACUUGAGCGGGAGAAUGCUGCCAAAUUCACCUCGCUGGGGAAAGUGCAAUAUUUCAUCGAGAGAGAAAAAGAAAUGGACAUUUCUCGAUACUAUGGCUAUGCAAAAUAAGAGGUGCCUAGA
This is a messenger RNA of Myotis lucifugus (little brown bat), 2167 nucleotides long. RefSeq lists its product as uncharacterized. The record is from RefSeq and is a predicted model, not a curated record. NCBI's taxonomy places the organism in Eukaryota, Metazoa, Chordata, Mammalia, Chiroptera, Vespertilionidae. The transcript has a single exon. Bases 11 to 2155 code for a protein of 714 amino acids.